Molecule: messenger RNA, 1038 nt
Organism: Aspergillus aculeatus ATCC 16872
Lineage: Eukaryota; Fungi; Ascomycota; Eurotiomycetes; Eurotiales; Aspergillaceae
Product: putative cell wall organization protein/glutathione transferase (Gto3)
Exons: 3
Coding region: 1-1038 (345 amino acids)
Cellular component (GO): cytoplasm
Molecular function (GO): glutathione transferase activity
Source: RefSeq, a predicted model, not a curated record
AUGGCCUCCGAAUCUCCCUCCGAACAGGUACAUCAGCCUGGCACCGCCGACGGCUGGCACGGUAUCAUCCCCAGCAAUGCCUUCCCCGCCGAGCCCAACCGCUACCACCUGUACAUCGGGCUGUUCUGCCCGUUCGCGCACCGCGUCAACUUCGUCCGCCACCUGAAGGGCCUCACCAACAUCAUCCGCACCAGCGUGGUCAAGCCCUACCCCAAGGGCGACUCGAAAGGCUGGCCCGGGUGGAAAUUCCCGGCUACCGACACCGAGUACCCCGGCGCGACGGUGGACAACCUCUUCGGGGAGGACUACCUGCACAAGGUGUACUUCCGGGCGGAUCCGGAGUACAAGGGACGGUACUCGGUGCCAUUACUGUGGGACACGAAGAGCAACACGGCCGUUGCCAACGAAAGCAUCGACAUUCUGCGCUGGCUGCCCCGCGCCUUCGACGCGCACAUCCCGCCCGCCCUCGCCGCGAUCGACCUGUACCCGUCCCACCUGCGCGCCAAGAUCGACGCCAUCAGCCCCUGGCUCCAGGCCGACCUCAACACCGGCGUGUACAAGGCCGGCUUCGCCGAGACGCAGGAGGUCUACAACGAGAAGGUGAUCCCGGUGUUUGGGGCGCUCAACAAGCUCGAGCGCCUCGUCGCCGCCCACGGGGGACCGUUUGUGCUGGGCAAGGAGAUGACGGAGCUCGACGUGCUGCUGUACGCGACGCUGAUUCGGUUCGACACGGUGUACGUGCAGCACUUCAAGUGCAAUCUCGGGACCAUCCGGCAUGAUUAUCCCGUGUUGAAUAACUGGCUGAAGGGGAUGUACUGGGAUGUGCCGGCGGCGCGCGCGAGUACGGACUUCCGGCAUAUCAAGGAGAAUUAUACCAAGAGUCACGAGAUGAUCAAUCCGCGGGCGAUUACGCCGGUCGGGCCGUAUCCGGAUGUUGAGGAGGGGGUGGAGCGGGAUUGGGGGGUGUUGAGGGUGGGAGGGGUGAAGCACCCGAAGGUUUUGGAGUAUGAGGCUGGGAUUCCGGAUGCGGAGGUUUAG